AAUGAAUAAUCGCACAUCUCUAGUCUGUACAUUGCUCGUUUUCUCCGAAUGCAAGUGGUCGACGUUAAUAAUAUAAAGAAAAAAUAUGCCUAUCAAUCAAAAUUAUAAUAAAUAAUUAAAUAUAAUUCACAAUACAUUUAACAUACCGCGUCUAUUGUCGUUUGUAAUAAUAAUUCAAUUUGUGCACAAUGCCCAUACACAUGAUUCAUUCGUCGUCUCAGUAAACACUUUUUAUAAUAAUUUUUAUUUUGGAACAAUAAUCGGUGUACAUCAUAAACAAGUGCUUUAAACAUGCGCGAAUUUAAAGUGGUUGUACUUGGUUCUGGUGGCGUUGGUAAAUCGGCCCUAACUGUUCAAUUUGUUUCGGGAUGUUUCAUUGAAAAAUAUGAUCCCACUAUCGAGGAUUUCUAUCGAAAGGAAAUAGAGGUAGACAGUUCCCCUUGUGUUUUGGAAAUAUUAGACACAGCCGGAACUGAGCAAUUUGCUUCUAUGCGAGAUCUCUACAUCAAAAAUGGACAUGGCUUUAUUGUAAUGUAUUCGCUGACAAACCAUCAAACAUUUCAGGACAUUUCAAGUAUGAAAAAUGUGAUUACUCGCGUUAAAGGAAGCCAGCCAGCACCCAUAUUGCUAGUAGCGAAUAAAUUUGAUUUGGAUUGCCAGAGAGAAGUAUCGACUGCUGAAGGUAAUGCCUUGGCUCAACUUUGGGAAUGUCCAUUUAUUGAAGCAUCGGCAAAGGAUCGAAUAAAUGUCAAUGAAGUGUUUGCAACCAUUGUGCGAGAGAUGAAUUCAACACAAGAAAAACGACAGAAAAAAAAAUAUUGUUGUUGUACGCUUUUAUAGAAAUUUGUAAAUAUGUAAGAUUAUUAUAGUUAAAAAAUAAAAUCACAAAUAUGUAUGUAAUAAAAUAUA
This is a messenger RNA of Drosophila grimshawi, 909 nucleotides long. It is a transcript of the gene Rap2l, whose product is annotated as ras-related protein Rap-2c. NCBI's taxonomy places the organism in Eukaryota, Metazoa, Arthropoda, Insecta, Diptera, Drosophilidae. Gene Ontology annotation, cellular component: plasma membrane. Bases 292 to 840 code for a protein of 182 amino acids. Gene Ontology annotation, molecular function: GDP binding; GTPase activity; GTP binding. The transcript is spliced from 4 exons. The record is from RefSeq and is a predicted model, not a curated record. Gene Ontology annotation, biological process: negative regulation of cell migration; Rap protein signal transduction.